This is a messenger RNA of Physcomitrium patens, 16151 nucleotides long. RefSeq names its product auxin transport protein BIG. The record is from RefSeq and is a predicted model, not a curated record. Lineage: Eukaryota; Viridiplantae; Streptophyta; Bryopsida; Funariales; Funariaceae. Gene Ontology annotation, biological process: auxin polar transport. Gene Ontology annotation, cellular component: cytosol; plasmodesma. Gene Ontology annotation, molecular function: zinc ion binding; protein binding.
UGGCUAUGGCCGUUCCCAGUUUAUGAGCCAACGCUGUUACCACCACUCGCCCUUGAAUCCUCCUCUCACACAGCUCCUGUAGGUCCUUCCUCCAUCGCCCGCUUCCGAUGCAUCUGCUGCUGUAGGCAUCGCCUGCAUCCUGGGAUUCUGGUCCCGUCCGAGAGGUGUGGCUACCCGGGUAGCAACUGACAUCUCUUCGUGUCAUGUAUUGGAUUGUCUGUCUGGUUGUUGUUCGGAGGGGUUGGAGUUGUGGAGAGUAGUGGAUUUGCCGGGGCAGCAUUGGUUUCGAUGGGGGAGGCGAUCUCCUAAAGUGUGGUGGUGGAUAGUGUGAGGUAGAGGGGAGUGGCGGGCAUGAGGGAUGGGGACGCUGCGGAAGUUGGUGGAGGUGUUGCAGCUGCCCGGGGGCUCGUUUCAAGAGCGGGUAAAGGAUGCGGAGGUGCAGGCAGGAUUAGCUGAGCUUCAGGCCCUGCUGAUGCGAGGGGUGGACGUGGAUGUACAGGGGGCGGGGUUGUGGCAGUGGAAUAAGCAGCAGGUGGAUUUUGCUUUGGCGAUUGUCGAGGCCGUACUGUGCACUUCUUGGGAUUGGAUCGCAGAUGGAGAAGACAAAGCGAUCUUGGAGCAGAUCUACAGAUCUGCAGUUCAAAUCUGCUUGCAGGGGCUUGAGUAUUUUGUGUCGGAGCUCUGUGAAGGCAGUCAUAGUGCAGGCCCCGGGGAGACGGAUGCCUUCAAGUUGUCCAGAACUGAUGCUAGUGUGUAUCCCAAGAUGCAACACAGGUUACUCGAACUCUUGGAGAUCGCCAUAAUUGAAGGAAAUGCAGGGGAGCGGAGUUCGCAUAUAUUGCAAUCGCUGGAUAACGCUACCGCUGAAGUGCCUUUCUUUGAUUCUCCUGUUCCGAGUUCCUCUGGAAAGAGUUCAACUGGCGUGAUGGGGCGAACCUUUGGAGAGGAGAGCCAUUUUGGACUCCCGAAGGUGGCGGGUCCGUCACAAACUAUACUUUCAUUGUUGGCUACCGAGGAUCUAUUUGUUCAUGAGCUGAGCAGAGGUUCUCAGGGUGAGCAUUUGCAAAUGGUGUUGAAGAGCGGGAGUAGCAUGGUGGCUGCAGCGCGUCAGUUUGCUGUUGAACAGAUCCGAUGUAUUCCACGUUUGUUAGAGGUGUGCCAAGCAUCGCUAGUGGGUUGCGGUAAAGUUUCCAAGGAUGAGGGAAACAGGUUAUUGCAGGGCAGGAUAGCUCUUGUUUCUAGUAUAGCGAACUUUUUGUUGAAUCUUUCCAGAGGGCACGUUGCAGGUUUUUUGGACGAGGAGGUUGGCACAAAGCUAGUGGAAUUUGCUUCAACUCUGCUAGUCUUCCUCCAACACAUUUAUGAAUCGAGUAGCUCUGUGCCUGAGAUAAUGCUGGAUUCCAACCAAGGCAGCUCACUUCCUUCUUUAUUAGAUAGUUUACUUCGGCUCUCAGAAGUAAUCUUCCCGGAUAGGAUCGUCUUGCAAAACUUCAAAUGUUUUGUAGCGGCAUCGAUGCUGAACACUCUAGAUACUAGUUUAAAGCAACAUGGUCCGCUUUUUGAGCAACAACUAUCGUUGGCGCACACUUCACAUGUAAUUAGCCAUUUUCUAGGUCUUAUUCAGGAUAUUCAUGCUCACGCACAUGGAAUAUUCCACCUGCAACCAACAGCUCCUGCAGUCGGUCUUACUCGGGGUCAAACUGAAAGGUUUACUCAAAAUUUGCCUAGUUGUGAGAUUUACAACAAGAAGUUCGACUUGAAUCAGGUGCUCAGUCCACAAGAGCAGUUGCAGGUUGUUUUUCCAAAUGAAGGCCACUGGCUGGGCAAUCUAGUGGCUUUGACGGCCUUCUUUCACGCUCAAGGCCUUAAAGAGGGAUCAAUCUUGGGGACUGCUUCAUCUGUGCGCAGUGAAGAGGAAUCUGCUGUAGGAUCAACGGAAUCUGUUACUGUUGCAAGUGAGGAUGAUGCGCUGUUUGGAGAUCUUUUUUCGGAAUCUGGACGACAUUUGAUGAAUUCAGAGGGGUUUGCGUCAACCUGUACCUCAAGAAAGAAGUUGGAUGCCCUUCACAGUACUCCUCUCCAAGUAGCCAAUUUGUUAUUAAGCUUUCUGAAAAAUUGUCUGUUCUGUUCCGAGUGGCAUCAACCGACGUUCGAUGUCUCUUGUAAGAUGCUGUCGAAGGAAAAUCUGGAUGUUUUCCUGCAGAUUUAUCUAUCCCAAUCUAGUCUAAUGAACAGCGACGCACUUGGUUUCGAUGUGGUGGACUCUGAAGAUAUUGCCUCUGACUUGUUGGGUCAACUACAUGAGAGAUCCUUUGACUUGCUCAACACCCUUGUGAUUAGGCAUGCUCUAAAUGAUGCUUUGGAGUUGCAUCUUGCCACGCAGAUACUGAGAGGAGGAGAUGCCUUCAGUGCUCUGUCUGCAAAGAGCUGCAGUUUAUUUGGAAAAUUGCUUGUUAAGCGGUCGAUUCGAAGAGGCACUUCCACCCAGAACGACCCCUUAGCUUUUGAUUUUUGGAAGACAUUUCUGGAUUAUGUUCUUAGUGCCCUGAGUGGCAGAUCUGGUGAAUUGAAUAUCAAGAAGGCCCUGCCUUCCUUCUUCCAGAUGGAGCUUCUCUUCAUGGCCUUCCAUUCAUUAGAUGGUCCUGGAAGGUCUAUCAUAUUACAGAACUUAUUGGUUGCCUUAAAGCUUCUUAGGAAUACCGAGAGACAUCCAUCUCCCGGCAGACCAUUUUUAAUGUGGUCCCUGCUAGUAUCAAGAUUGUUGUUGGCAUUGCGGUACUUGGUUCUGCAUUUUGAUUCCUUUCCAGAGUGGCUGUUGGUGCACUUGCGUCGGAAGCUGCUGGUCAAUUUUUUAGAUACAAGCUCUAAUGCAUCAGGAGAUGAUCAUCCUCAACAGUCAUGGGCAGGUCUUGUUGCCCACAAUAUUUUUAAGGAAUACGGAUCCAAGGAAGAGCGUGUCAUGGACGACAUAUUUAUCCAGCAGCUUGUUGAUAUAAACGGAUCUUUGAAUAAUAGUGCGCUUCAAGAUAUUGAUUUGGAUAUGAACGACAUCUGCCAAGUAAUUAGUGAUAUUUUGGGUAUGUGGAAGGGCAGGUCCUUCAAAAUUGUGGAAGAGUUGGUGGUUGAAAGGCAUGUAUAUGUGAUGGGCUGGAGCACAAUAUGCUGCUUAAGCCCUUCAUUGAAGCCUGAUGCAGCAGGGGAAUUCAAUGUGGAUUAUGUGAAGUCGGAUUUGUUAUUGAGCCUCACGAAAACUCUGCUUAGACCAGGUGUUAGUGAUACAAGUCUUGUUGCACAUCAAUGGGCGGGGUUUUUGACACGCAACCUGUCUGCUGUGCGAACUCUUCUCUGUGAAGGUCAGUUUAAACUUCUGUCUUGGGAUUUAUUGAGGCAGGGGUCUGCGUUGACUGUGCUGCUGUCAUUACUCCGAGUUGGAGAGACAGUCACGGUAGAAAGGAAUGUCUUAGAGGAUAUGUCUUUAAAAAAGACCCAGCUACCGGCUUUUAUCAAACAGACAAUGGACUUUUUAUCCAAGGAUGAUCAUUCACGGAACCUCUUGCAAAUCUUAUCUGUGUUACUGAAUUGUUACGUGAAUCUGGUGCGAGACUCGGUGUCACAUAUUCUGGUAGAGUUGCGAUCCUGCAAGGCAUCCAUAUUCUCUAUUGAUGUACUGUUACAAGGGGGAUUGUCAAGGAGUAAGCAAGAGGGCCUUCUAGGAGCUAUGGGUGUAAAUGUUACGAUUUUGCAUUCGUUGGUCAAAUGGGAUGCAGAGAGUGCAUGGUUAUCCGAGCAUCUGACGCUUUCCCUGGGGCCCAACAUGGAGAAAUUGAAGGGUCUUGAAGCCAUUAUGCUUCCCGCUCUAUAUCAUGGGUUUCCAUCAUUUUCCAAGGUCGGCAGCGCGGCCUUACUGUCGGCAAUUAUGUGCAUAGUGGCGGUCUUGGACUCAUUUCAAGUACUUCUUCAUGCUCGGGAUGGUAAUGGAGUAUUUGAUGGAGAGGUUCUGCAGGAAGAGGUCUUGGAUGGACUGUUGAACACACUUUUGGUAAUGAAAAUUGACAGUACUUUUGGAAGCAUGCAAUCAAAGUGCGCUGUUUUACUGGAUCUUUUGAUACCUCUUAAAGAAGAGCAGGCCUUGUACUCUGACUUGAAUGAGCUAAAGCAUGCACAGAAGCUCUUACAGCUUCUUUGCAAAAGGAGGGACGAAGUUGACGAGACAGUUUGGGAGGCCCUUGUUUUGCAUGUGCUUGAUGUUCACAACAAUAUUUACAGCGAUCCCUCCAGAUUGGAGGCAUUGCUACUUUAUUACUCUAAACUGCAACCGGCAUGUGUGGAGGGGAAAAAGGUGAAGAUUUUGCGCAAAUGCAAAAGUCUUGUGGGUUCGGGAGAUAUUUCACUUCUUAUAGAUAUUCUGGAUAACUGUACCAUCGAAAGUGUGAACGUAAAGUCUUUACAACUUCUUGUUGUCCUACUUGGAUACGACCUUAGGUCUAAGAUGGAUCUGGAGCAAAAGCUUCUUCAAAUGGAUACAGUCAGUUUAGCUGGGUGGCUUGAGCAACGGUUUUUCGGCUGGAUUAGUGAUGCCGAUGAGGACAAGUCUGUGAAGCGGACAGCACCUUCUGGUGUCAGGGAUCUCAUUUCUAGUUUUGUUCAAUCCCUUGUGCCUAUUUCUCCCGAGGGGCAGGGACAUAGGCUCCACUCUCAUUUGCUAACAGCGAUGCUGAUGAAUCUAGAAAGGGCUUUUGUGACCUUGGAUGUAGUGGCUGCUAAAUCAUAUUUUGGAUUGAUUGUUCAACUGGCACAAGGCGAUUUGUCUUUAAAGCGGUUGCUGCGAACCGUGGUGGAACUUGUCAGGAAGUUGCCUGUAAAUGACUCACAUUUGGAAGGGGUGAAAUCUAUGGUUUCCUUUCUGAACUCUAUCUUGAGUAUUUGUGGUGGCAACAGGAUGGAGUUGUUUGCUGAGCAUGGAGUAAAUAAUGACAGCUUUAGUGGUUUAAGUUCGAAUGCAAAAAUGAAACAGUCGGUGUAUCAUAAAAAUUUAGAGCUGCCGCCAACCUCUCAGGAGCCAGGCGCGGGAGCUGGUGAUUGUGAUGCAAUGUCAGUAGACGAAGAUGAAGACGACGCAACCUCGGAUGGUGAAAUUGCAAGUCUGGACCGUGAUGAUGAUGACAAUGGCAGUAACAGUGAACGGGCGCUGGCCUCAAGUGUUUGCACAUUUACUUCCAGUGGUAGCAAUUUCAUGGAGCAGCAUUGGUACUUCUGUUAUACCUGCGACUUGACUGUCUCUAAGGGAUGCUGCUCUGUUUGUGCCAGGGUCUGUCAUAAGGGACACAAGGUUGUAUACUCUCGUCUCAGCCGGUUUUUUUGUGAUUGCGGGGCUGGAAGCGUCAGAGGCAGCACCUGCCUCUGCUUGAAACCCAGGAAAUACGUUUCGUCUUCGAACGCUAUUCCGUCAACAGGAACUAGCGCUACUGAAAGCUUCUUGCCACUUGGUACUCACACAAGUCAGCUUCCUCUGUCUGACAGUGAUUCUGAUAUUGAAGUGGCCCAUGUGGCCGGAGAAGUUGCUUUCAAAGUUUCAAUUGUGGAAGGUGAAGAGAAACGUCUUUUGACUUUGCUUUCGGAGUUGGAUGUUGAAGAACAGGUUCUAUCUUUGUGCAAACGGUUGCUCGGUGAUCUAAAUUUAGGUCAUAGCUCAACAAGGAACGAUGACCAGAAGCCAUGUUUGUCCAAAGACGUAAAUUUGAAUCUUAAAACUGAUCUUCUUCAUCUGAAGAGGGCUUACAAGAGCGGGUCGAUGGACAUGAAAAUUAAAACAGAGUAUCCUAAUGCACGGGAACUUAAGUCUCAUCUGGCCAGCGGCUUGCUUGUGAAAUCUCUGUUGUCAAUCAGCAGCCGAGGCAGAUUAGCGGCUGGAGAAGGAGAUAAAGUAACCGUUUUUGAUGUUGGACAACUUAUUGGUCAACCAACUGCACUUCCUGUUACCGUUGAUAAGGCUACAGUCAAGCCUUUAUCAAAGAAUGUAGUACGCUUUGAAGUGGUGCAGCUUUCAUUCAACACUGCAAACGAAAGUUACUUGGCAGUUGCGGGUUAUGACGAUUGCCAGGUUUUUACCGUCAACCCUCGUGGAGAAGUAACUGAUCGUUUGGCUGUAGAGCUAGCUCUUCAAGAUGCAUACAUACGUCGAAUUGCCUGGGUCCCUGGUUCGCAAGUUGAACUAAUGGUUGUUACCGAUAAGUUCGUGAAGAUAUAUGACCUUUCCCAGGACAAAUUCAGUCCAACUCAUUAUUUUAUGGUUUUGGAGGACUCCAUUGCAGAUGCUUGUUUAGUUUCUACUGGUCAACGGCAGCUAAUUGCUAUUGUCCUUUCUCAGCAAGGCAUCUUAUAUAGACAGCAAGUUACUGGCUGUGACGCGGGGGCCCGUAUUUUGACUGAAAACAUUCAAAUUCCUAGAGGCCAUAAGCUCUUGAAGGGGAUAUCAUUACAUUAUUCUGCUGCCUUGAAUUUGCUUUUCUUGUCUUACAGUGACAAUCUUACUUUAAUUGCACAUAUGAAUUCUGGUUUUACUAGCCUUUCGGAGGUGGCCAGUGUAGUAGAAGAGCAAGAUGGCAAAAUUAGGGCUUCAGGAUUGCAUUAUUGGAAGGAGUUGUUUGAAGGUAAUGGCUUAUUUGUGUGCUUAUCCAGUCAAAGAUCCAAUACAGCGGUUGCUGUAAAACUAGGAGCGAGUGAGACUUUCUCCCAGCUUUUAAAAACAAUUGGUAAUUCAUCGUCCUCGCGGGUUGAUGGCGUUGCGUCGUAUUGCCCCAUUAGCAAAGAAAGAAACAGCGUGUUGUUGCUUCACGAUGACGGGAGCUUGCAAGUGUUCUCGUACGUGUCGGUGUCACGGGCGACCGGGAAUGGUCUACUUGGUACUGACAGUCAGAAGCAGGCUGGAAGCUUGGAGCCUGAGCAAGUGAAGAAGCUUGGAACUGCUCUUUUGGACAGUCGAGCAAAUCAUGAUGGUGCUGCUCCUGUGUUUCCCCUGGAUUUUUUUGAGAAAACCACGUGCAUUACAGCAGACGUUAAGUUGGGUGGAGACAUUCUUCUAAAUAAUGAUUCAGAUGGUGUAAAGUUAUGUUUGCAAACUGAAGACGGAUUUUUAGAAGGUCCCAAUGCAUCCGGGUUUAAGAUUCUCGUACUCAAUUCCAACCCCGACCUUGUCAUGGUGGGUUGCCGGGUGCACGUUGGUAAUACCUCUGCAAGUCAUAUCCCUUCAGAACUUAGCGUUUUUCAAAGGUCCAUCAGGCUGGAGGAAAGUGUUCGUUGCUGGUAUGAUAUUCCAUUCUCCAACGCGGAGGCAUUGUUGGCUGACGAAGAGUUUACUCUUGUUAUUGGGCCUGCUUUUGGUGGAUCUUCUCUACCGAGAAUAGACAGUCUGGAAAUUUACGGCCGUUCUAAAGAUGAAUUUGGAUGGAAGGAGAAGCUAGAGGCUGCCUUGGACUUGGAAUCCCCAGGACAAGUAGGAUCUGCCUUAAUCCAGUCGAGCGCGAAUAGAACUAAACAGAAAUUGAUGCAAAAUGCAUCUCCAACGGAACAAUUGUUAUCAGACAGUUUGCUGCUCCUUCAGAGUUACUAUUUGGCAUGUCGGGUUCAGUUCAAGGCAGAAUUCGCACCUAAUAGACAUGAAGAAAGUCGGAAACUUUGUAUGUCAGUUCUAGAUGUUGUUUUUGAAAACGACAGGCAACCGCUGCUGCAGUCUUCAGCUAGGCAUGUUCUCCGAGCUUUGUAUCCUGGGAAGGAUGCUUAUAAUCAGGCCAAGGAUUACAUGCGAUUAUCUGCGGUUACUCGAAGCUGUCCACUUCUGUUAUCAAGAUUAGCUGUAGGAGGAUCUGCUACAUCGUGGGCAGUUCAGGAGUUUUCGGUUCAAAUGCGUGCUGUGUGUAAAAUCGCAGUACAUCGUCAAACUAAUUUGGCCAGUUUUCUGGCCCAGCACGGAGCAUCAGUUGUAGAAGAUCUCGAGAAGAUUCUUUGGGAAAUAUUGACAAGAGAGCAGCUCGAUGCCCAAUCUAUCAAUAAUCUUGUGAUACCCAUGGUGGAUAUCAUAUAUGGAUAUGCAGAGUGUCUUUCCUUGCAGCAGGUUCAUGACAAUGGGAAUCCUCAGAAAACUGUGGCUCCAGCAGUAUACUUCCUUCGAAAAUUACUUUUUGCACCUUAUGAACCUGUGCGAACAUCUUGCAGCUUGGCUAUGUCAGCAAGGUUACUGCAGGUACCACUCCCAAAACAGACCAUGCUGGCUAUGGAUGAUGUAGCUGAACAUCAGAAGCCACCAUCAAUACCUCCAGAAGUUGGGGGUGAUAAUGCUGGUGCCGGACAAGGUACGAUGGAUGAGGACGCCAGCACUGCCUCUGUGCAGUAUUGUUGUGAUGGAUGUUCUACUGUUCCUAUAUUGAGAAGGCGCUGGCACUGCAAUGUGUGCCCUGACUUCGACCUUUGUGAGAGUUGUUAUGAGGUAAUGGAUGCCGACCAGCUGCCUCCUCCUCAUAGUAGGGAGCAUUCCAUGUCGGCAAUUGCCAUUGAGAUGGACGUGGAUAGCGGAGAGGGGAACGAGUUGCAGUUCUCCGCAACAGAUGAAAUGAGUGAUGAGAGCUUGCUUCAGAUGGCGACUGAGCUCAGCCUACAGGCAAGUGCUGUGCCGCUUAUGGUACCUAAUGACAGCAGCGAUGUGACUCAGUCGGUGUUGGUCGAGGAGCCGAAGAGCAUGGAGAUAUCAGCAUCAAAAAGUGCUGUGAAUUCAUUGCUUUUGCAACAACUCAUUACUGAUAUUAAGGGCUGGAUGCACUCCUCAUCUGGUGCACAAGCAGUACCUGUUAUGCAGUUGUUUUACAGAUUAGCUUCUGCACCAUCAGGUCCGCUGGUUGACAGAUCGUCCAACGGAGGGGAUUUAGACUUGGAGCUGUUUAUCAAACUGAUGCUGCAGGAGUUGGAUCUUAGCAGACCUUUGCAAGUGAAAUCUCGGUCCAACUUGGGAGAAGUUCGCAUUCUUGUUUUCAUGUUUUUCACGUUUGUUUUGCGCAAUUGGCAUCAACCAGGUUCCGAGCAAACAAGACCAAGCUCAACAAGCUCAAGUCUUACUUCACCUGCAUCACGCCCGCAUGAAACUCAACUUGAAUCUAAGGGAAGCUCUCAGUCUGUGAGGGCUUGUGCAGCCUUGAGACAGCAGCCUUUACUCAAUUAUUUGCACAAUAUUAUUCUACAGUUGAUGCAAUUAUUGAAGGCUUCUUCUAGAGGUGUUGAAGAAUGCCCGUCCAGCACAACCACUGCGGCUUGUGGGGCACUUUUAACAUUAAGACGGGAGUUUGCGUCAGGGAGCUUUACUCCAUUUUUCUCCGAUUCAUAUGCCAAGGUUCACAGAGGGGAUUUGUUUGGUGAUUAUCACCGAUUGCUGGUGGAGAGUGCCUUUAAGCUUACUUACAGCCUUGUACACACAGAGAAACCUGAAAAGGUGGGAGACAAAGACCAGCCAGUCUGUAGGAGUCUAAGUAGCCCAGACUGGAAACUUGAGGAGUGGCAAGAAGUUUUAUGCAGCUAUGUUAACAAUCCACAGACUGCCUUCAUUAGAAAGUAUGCGAGGAGACUCCUACUGCAUUUAUGUGGUACCAAAAGUCAUUAUUACAGUGUUAAGGAUGCAUGGCAGCUCAGCCGAGAAGUGAAGAGAUUAUACAAGCUCUCCCAGAAGACAGAUGGAUUUCAAACACCUUUACCUUAUGAAAUGAGCGUGAAGUUGGUGAAAUGCUUGUCCAUUAUUGUUGAAGUUGCGCAAGCGAGACCGUGGAACUGGCAGAAGCAUUGUUCUAGGCAUAUUGAUGUGGUUCAGUUUCUCCUGAAGGGCGUAUUUUCGUUUGGAGAGGAGUCGGUGGUGCAAACCUUGAAGCUUUUGAUGCUCGUAUUUUAUACAGGCAAGGAAGGAGGAGGUUCGGGAAAGUUAUCCUCUGAACAAGCUGAGGUUAGCAGUUGCAAUGUGCCUGCCCUAACUCAGGCUGGAACAUCCACAUUAGAGGGGAAGAAGAAGAAGCGGAGUAGUGGUGAUGAUACGAGUGGACAUGAUAACAUUCAUAUGGACAUGGACAUGGCAGUUGAGCAGUUUUCUCUGGAAGAAGGGAAGGUCUUGAAAAACUUCAUCGAUAUGUUCUUAUUGGAGUGGAAUUCUACGUCCGUUCGGUUCGAAGCCAAGGCUGUGCUGCAUGGCACAUGGAAUUACGGAAAGCAGUCCUUUCGAGUUCUUUUACUGAAAUGUUUGCUGGAAAAAAUUCCUGUGUUGCCAUCCUAUGGACACAAUAUUGUGGAAUACACGGAUUUAUUUACUUGGCUUCUUGCGAAAGGAGAUCCACAUCAUGAUUCAAAGUCUAAUUCAGAGGAAGCAAGUGCAGUUCGAAGCUGCUUGACUGGAGAUGUGGUGAAGCACAUAUUUGGAGCUUUAUGUGCACAAAAUGAACUUCUUGCCAACCAUCCAAAUUCUCGUAUAUAUAAUACUCUAACAAGCCUUGUGGAGUUCGAUGGAUAUUAUUUGGAGAGUGAGCCUUGUUUGGCAUGCAGCAGUCCAGAAGUGCCGCACACGCGCAUGAAGUUGGAUAGUCUUAAGGCGGAAACCAAGUUUACAGAUAACAGAAUAUUGGUCAAGUGUGUUGGUAGUCACACUAUACAGAGUGUGAUGAUGAACGUACAUGAUGCACGUCGUUCAAAGUCGAUAAAGACAUUGAAUCUUUAUUACAACAACCGGGCUGUUGCUGAUCUUUCAGAGCUCAAAAACAAUUGGUCAUUGUGGAAGCGGGCUCGGAGCUGCCAUCUUGCAUUUAACCAGACUGAGUUGAAAGUGGAAUUUUUGAUUCCUAUUAUAGCCUGCAAUUUAAUGAUUGAACUUGACACAUUUUAUGAAAAUAUUCAAGCAGCAUCGUUGGAAUCACUUCAAUGCCCUAGGUGCAGUCGCCAUGUUACUGAUAAGCAUGGCAUCUGUGGGAAUUGCCACGAAAAUGCUUAUCAAUGCCGACAAUGCCGCAACAUCAACUACGAAAAUUUGGAUUCCUUUCUUUGUAAUGAAUGCGGGUACAGCAAGUAUGGACGAUUUGAGUUCAAUUUUAUGGCGAAACCCAGCUUCACAUUCGAUCAUAUGGAGAAUGAUGAGGAUAUGAAAAAGGGAUUGGCAGCUAUUGAAUCAGAAUCAGAGAACGCUCACAGGAAGUAUCAACAACUACUUGGUUUCAAGAAGCCCUUGCUAAAGCUUGUUUCGAGCAUUGGAGAGACCGAGACGGAUUCUCAACAGAAGGAGUCUGUACAGCAAAUGUUAGUGUCUUUGCCUGGGCCAUCCUCCUAUAAGAUAAGCAGAAAGGUUGCCAUUCUUGGGGUAUUGUAUGCUGAAAAGUGCAAAAUGGCGUUUGAUUCUGUGAGCAAGAGUGUGCAGACUUUGCAGGGCCUACGCCGUGUAUUGAUGACUUAUUUGGAACGGAAGAGGUUAUCUAAUUCUUCGCCAGAUCUUAUGGCCCCACGUCCUACUAAUAAAUGCUUCGGAUGUGCUAACACAUUCGUUGGUCAAUGCCUUGAGUGGUUACAAGUUCUUUCUAAGCAAUCUAACAUUCGGGAACAGUUGGUUAGUGCUGGAAUCGUCAGGGAGCUUUUUGAAAACAACAUUCAUCAAGGUCCCAAAGCAGCCCGUAUUCAGGCGCGAGCAGCUCUUUGUGCCUUCUCUGAAGGUAACUCUGCGGCACUUCAGGAGCUCAACCAGUUAAUUAAAGAGAAAACGUUGUACUGCGUGGACCAUCACCGCUCUAUGGACAUUUCUUCAUGUGUUCGAGAUGAACUGCAGUUGCUGUCUGAGACAUGCUCUUUGACUGAUGAAUUUUGGGAAGCGCGUUUGCGGAUUGUCUUUCAGAUUUUAUUUCGGUCCAUUCAGGUUGGAGCACACCAUCCAAUGAUAGCAGACCAUAUCAUCCUUCCCUGCUUGCGUGUUGUAGUUCAAGCAUGCACACCACCCAGGCUAGAAAGCAGCCCAGGACAUGACACUGUCACAGCUGUUUUAUCAGUCUCUCGAACACGCUCAACAGAGGAGUCUGCUAAAUUAGGACAUUCUGGAACCAAUGGGACUAAAAAGCUCAAUCCAUCUGGUCUUAUGGAAAAGAAGUCAAACCAGGAUUUAGAAGAUCACGACAUAUCUCUAGUAAAUUACGCUGAGUGGAGAAAUGGUGCAACAUACCUUGACUUUAGUAGGAGACAAUCUAUGAUCUCUCAGGCCCCUGAAAGUGUUGUACGCCGGAAGCCUCGUAAAGACUCGAAGCAUGGAGACUAUCUUGCACUGAAAUAUUCACUAAUGUGGCGACGGAAAGCGUGCCGAGUGUCCGUCAUAGAUGAGUUGGCAGCCUUUGAAGAGAGCUCUUGGGUGCAAGAGAUCGUUCUUAGUGCAUGUUCUCAAGCCUUGCGCUUGGAAAUGUGUAGACUUAUUGAAGUUUUAUGUGCCCAGAGCCCAGUACGACGAUCACGGUUUCUGAACUUGCUUAUGAACCUGUUACCAGCAACAUGUGCUGCUGGUGAGAGUGCAGCUGAUUACUUUGAGCUCCUAUUCAAGAUGGUGGAACCUGAAGAUUCCCGCCUGUACCUUACUGUCCGUGGUUUCCUGCACACUACCAGCGCUUUAAUUUCUGACGAAGUUAGCAGAAUUGAGGCUCAAGAAAGGAGCUCACAUACAGAUAUUUCGCAGGGAUACAUUCUUCACAAACUCAUUGAACUUCUCAGCAAGUUUCUACAGCUGCCUAACAUCAGAAUAAAGUUCAUGAAGGAGCAGUUGCUUGCUCGAAUAUUGGAGGCAUUGUUAGCAGUUAAAGGAUUAGUAGUGCAGAAGACCAAGCUUAUUGGUGACUGUGAGCGGCUCAUGCGGGAGCUGUUGGACAGUCUACUUCAAGAAAGCUACGAGAACAAACGUCAUUUUAUCCGUGCCUGUGUCUCUGGCCUUAGUCGGGACAGGAACGGUCGCUCUCCAGUGUUUAUUUUGGAGCAGCUGUGUAAUAUUAUCUGUCCUACAAAACCUGAACCAGCUUACAUGAUGGUCCUCAAUAAGGCACACACUCAGGAGGAAUUUAUUCGAGGCUCUAUGACUAAAAACCCGUAUUCCAGUCUAGAGAUUGGACCUCUAAUGCGUGAUGUGAAAAACAAAAUCUGUCGGCAACUGGAACUUCUUGGGCUUAUAGAGGAUGAUUAUGGUAUGGAGCUUUUGGUAGCUGGGAGGAUCAUUGCUCUGGAUUUGAGUGUUGCACAGGUAUAUGAGCAGGUGUGGAAAAAGGCUCACAGUCAAGCAGCGAGCUCUGCUGCUGUCUCGAGCUUGCAGAGCACAACUACAACUCCAGGAAGAGAAUGUCCACCGAUGACUGUUACUUAUCGGUUGCAGGGAUUGGACGGAGAAGCAAUAGAGCCAAUGAUCAAAGAACUAGAGGAUGACCGUGAAGAAGUUCAAGAUCCAGAAGUUGAGUUCGCGAUUGCUGGAGUGAUGCAGGAAUGUGGAGGUCUAGAGAUCGUAGUCAAUAAGGUUCAGCAGCUAAGUAACGCUGGAAUCAAAUCUGGCCAAGAGGAGCUUACACUGGUGCUGAAGCUGCUUAUGUAUUGCUGCAAGCUUCGGGCCAACCGGCAGGCUCUUCUUCAUUUUGGAGCGUUAGCUGUCCUUUUAGAGACAGCCCGGCGAGCGUUUUCAACAGAUGCAGUCGAACCAGCUGAAGGUCUCUUGCUUAUAAUUGAGAGUUUAGUGUCUGAGGCUAAUGAAAGUGACGUGAGUGUUGAGUUAAAUACGGGAGGCCAAGCUGCAGCCGCCGUAGAAAUGUUUUUGGAUCGUUUAACUCACUCCUCGGGAGCUAAGCAACAGCGGAAUAAUGACACAGUUGCUCGUAUUCUCCCUUUCCUCACUUAUGGAGAGCAGACUGCCAUGGAGGUUCUGGUGAACCACUUUUUACCGUCUCUUAUGGAUUGGGAUAGUUUCGAUAGUUUGCAGAAAUUGUACUGUGAGAAUACCAAGAACGAUCGUGUCAUGCAGAAGGCAACUGAGCAUCAGCGUGCACUCGCAAAUUUCGUGCGGGUUACAGAAUCUAUCAAGCGUAAUAGCAAUGGGGAAAGGCUCAAGAGCCUCGUUUUUGAGAAAGGAAUCAUUUCAGCUGCUAUCCAGUAUUUGAAGAGGGCCUUCCCAGUUCAAGAAAAAGGCUUGGAUCAGAAAGCGACACCAGAAUGGGUGCAGGCUUUGGAAAUGCCGUCCGUUCCUAUAAUUUUAUCAAUGUUGCGGGGCCUCUCCAGAGGCCACUUGGUAACUCAACAAUAUUUAGAUAACGAAGGGAUUUUACCUCUUCUGCAUGGACUUGAAGGAGUUCCAGGGGAGAACGAAAUAGGUGCUCGAGCUGAAAAUCUGAUGGAUACGCUUGCCGAUAAAGAAGGAAUCAACGAAGGAUUUCUAUCAGAGAAAAUUGUGCAACUUCGCAAUUCUACUCGUGAUGAGAUGAGACGACGUGCUCUACGACGACGACAAGAGCUGCUCGAGGAUUUGGGCAUGCGGCGUGAGAUACGGCUUGACGGUGGUGAGCGCAUAGUGGUAUCAAAACCGCAUAUUGAAGGUAUGGACGAGGUGGAGGAGGAAGAAGCAGGGUUGGCGUGUAUGGUUUGCAGGGAGGGUUACCUGUUGCGUCCAACAGAUAUGCUUGGAACAUACUGCUACAGCAAGCGUGUGAAUGUAGGAAUGGGUGUGAGCAGUCAUAAACGCAGUGAGUGGAUAUACACAACCGUGAGCCACUUCAACGUUAUACACUUUCAGUGCCACCAAGAAGCUAAACGAGCAGAUGCAUCCUUGAAAAAUCCUAAAAAAGAGUGGGAAGGCGCAACAUUGCGCAAUAGUGAGACUCUUUGCAAUAACAUUUUUCCUCUGAGGGGCCCUUCUGUACUUCUUGCCCAGUACGCUCGAUGCGUAGAUCAAUAUUGGGACAGCCUCAACUCUCUGGGCCGUGCAGAUGGGAGUCGCCUACGGCUGCUCAUUUUCGAUAUUGUCAUGAUGCUGGGUCGAUUUGCAACCAACAUGUCCUUCAGUGUGGACUGCAAGGGUGGGGGACGAGAGAGCAACUCCCGUUUGUUGCCUUUCAUGAUCCAGAUGGCACGGCACUUACUGGACCAAGGAGGUGCCGGCCAACGCCGUAUCCAGGCCAAAUCUUUGGCGACAUACUUGUCGCCUACUUCAUCAUCCGAGUCUGUAGAGGGGGGGUCAGAUUUGAAACCCGGCACUCCUACCACACCCCAGCGAGGAUCAAAUUCAGAAGAAAAUGUUCAGUUCAUGAUGGUGCAGUCUCUGUUAGUGCAAUCCAUCGACGAGUGGCAGCGAUUUCGUCGAACGUUUAUUCGGCGUGGUUUGGCCCAUGCUUACGUGAUGUUCAAGCAAGGGCGAUCUCUACUUCCUGCCCCACCUCUUCCUUCUCCCUUAACUGCGCUUGAUUCCUCACCUCUUCAGUCACCUUCCGUAGAACUCAAGACCCCGAAUUCUAGUCAACAGGACGCUAGUAAGAAUGGGGCGUUGAGUACUGAACAACUUUUCAUUAUAGCUCACCCCAUGCUUGUGUAUGUGGGUUUAGUAGAUCAGUUGCAGCACCUUUUUAAAAGUGGCUCUAUAAAAGCCCAAGAAUCGGAGGUACAUACAGCUGAAAAUACUAAAGAAGCAACAGCUAGCCAGAUAGGGGUCGAGCCUUGGGAGGUGACUAUGAAAGAGAGAACUCGGGACGUGGGUGCGAUGCUUGGUUUUUCUAAGGAAAUUUUGGAGUGGCUUGAAGAAAUGCAUGGCGCGGGCGAUGUGCAGGAAGCAUUUGAUAUUAUGGGUGCUUUGUCCGACGCUUUAACGGGAGGUUGCACAAGCUGUGACGAUUUUGUAAGGGAUGCAAUUUCUGGAAGAUAACGACACGCUCACCCUUUUUCAAUUAUCAAUUUUUUAAAAGCAUCCUAUCUGGUGUAUAUAGUGCCUCCUUAUUACCUGGUCCUCACUAUUUCUAGGCCAGGGUAGGAUGGCUUGUUCGUUUUUAUGUUAUUGAGCAUGUAGGGUAAAUCCAUGAUUAUAGAACUCCUUGUUUGUAACAUAUGCUCGGGUUGAUUAUAAUUGAACUCACUGUCUUUUGUAUAUCUUA